Messenger RNA from Aureobasidium pullulans EXF-150, 1122 nucleotides. Its product is annotated as NADH:flavin oxidoreductase/NADH oxidase family protein. Gene Ontology annotation, molecular function: NADPH dehydrogenase activity; FMN binding. NCBI's taxonomy places the organism in Eukaryota, Fungi, Ascomycota, Dothideomycetes, Dothideales, Saccotheciaceae. The record is from RefSeq and is a predicted model, not a curated record. The coding region runs from base 1 to 1122 and encodes 373 amino acids. The transcript is spliced from 3 exons.
AUGUCGACUGGAACGCGUUUGUUCACCCCCUUGAAGGUCGGAGCUAUCGAGCUCUCUUCGCGCAUAGCCAUGGCGCCGCUCACCCGGUACCGCGCCUCUGAGGACCAUGUCCAUCAGGAUCUUGGCAAGACUUAUUACGCACAACGCGCUGCGGCUGUACUUGGAACCCUGCUCAUCACAGAGGGAACCAUCAUCUCCGCAAAAGCAGGAAACCAGCACAACGUCCCUGGAAUCUACACCCAAGAGCAGAUCGAAGCUUGGAAAUCGAUUGUCGACGAGGUUCACAAGGCCGGAAGCUACAUCUACCUCCAGUUGUGGGCUCUCGGUCGCGCGGCAGAGCCUGAAGUUCUUUCCAAAGAGACUGGUCUUCCUUUGAAAAGCAGUUCCGCAGUGCCGAUGGAAGAAGGUGGCGUUGUUCCUGAAGAAUUGUCGGAAGAGGAGAUCCUGGAGCUCAUUGCUGAUUUCGGUCGGGCUGCAAGUGCUGCUGUGCAUCAAGCUGGCUUCGAUGGAGUUGAGAUUCACGCUGCCAAUGGCUACCUCAUUGAUCAGUUCACCCAAGACACAUGCAACAAGCGCAAUGACAAAUGGGGUGGAAGUAUUGAAAAUCGAAGUCGUUUCGCUCUCGAAGUCACAAAGGCGGUCGUUGAUGCUGUUGGCAAGGAAAAGGUUGGCCUUCGACUCUCGCCUUGGAGUUCCUUCCAGGGUAUGAACAUGGAGGAUCCGAUACCGCAAUUCUCGCACCUUGUUUCCAGCCUUCGCACUUUCGGACUUGCGUACCUCCACCUCGUGGAGUCGAGAAUCGCUGGAGCUAGCGACUGCAAUGGUUCUUCUGGUGCCAACGGAUUCGCCAUCGACCUUUGGGGACACACAUCCCCUAUCUUCCUUGCCGGAGGGUUCAAGCCGGAUAGCGCCCGUGAGAGCGUGGAUGAGGUCUACAAAGACUCUGAUGUUGUCAUUGUGUUCGGUCGUUACUUCAUCAGCAAUCCUGACCUUGUCUUCAAGAUCAAAAACGGCAUCGAGCUUACUGGGUACGAUCGCUCAACCUUUUAUGCUACGCAGGAUCCUCAUGGCUAUAUCGACUAUCCUUAUUGUGCGGAGUACAACGCUCAGAUCGGGGCUUGA